Messenger RNA from Pichia kudriavzevii, 1329 nucleotides. RefSeq lists its product as uncharacterized. The record is from RefSeq and is a predicted model, not a curated record. Gene Ontology annotation, molecular function: histone binding; nucleosome binding. The transcript has a single exon. Bases 1 to 1329 code for a protein of 442 amino acids. NCBI's taxonomy places the organism in Eukaryota, Fungi, Ascomycota, Pichiomycetes, Pichiales, Pichiaceae.
AUGUCUCAUUUAGAAGAUUUACCGCAGGAGCUUAAGAGUCGGGUUGAAGAGAUCAUUGCCAAAUAUCCUCCUAGUGAAGAAGUCUUUGUUUCUCUAAUGAAUUUUUUAAUCCAACAAAAGUCCAAUGAUGAUCCCAAAAGAAAGAAAACUCAAGAGUCAUUAGCUAAGAGCACACGUGCUUUAACUCCAAGCAAUAGCUUAGAAAGCUUGCAAGGAACUAAUAUAAUGCUUCAGCUUCCUGAUUUAUCUAUUCAGUCCCCGUUUAGACGAAGACUAAACUUGGUUUUUGGCGCAGUAAAAGGAGAGAAAAAGGCAUACUUGGCUUUAUCUAAAUCCCUGGAAAGCAAACCAGAGCUAAUAUUAAGAGAUAUCACCCCAGGAAAUGCUAAAUUUGCAUGUAUUUUAAAUGUACCGGAGAAAAAGGCAUUGAGGUAUCUUCUUGUAUGUUACAACCAAAAUGAAGGCAACGUCUACAAGAACGAACCCCUUUUGAUUCAGUUCAAUCAUGAUAUACUUCAAGAGCAGUUUGGAUCGCUUUUAGGCGGCAAAACAUUCAGUCAGUAUCUGACUUCACAAUUAGCAUUAGUUGAUUUCAAGGUAAUAGAUUGUGCCUUGGACGACACAUUUUCAGUCCCUGCUUACAAAAAAACAAAGGAAGGAUAUCUUUUCUUCUUACCUGAAUAUAUUAUUUUUGGCUUCAAAAAACCCAUCGAUGUUUUCAAAUCAUCUGAUAUCGUAAGUAUUACGUACGACUGUAUCACAAGAAUGACUUUCAAUGUUCACCUUGAAGUUAAAGUAGGGAGUGAGACUCAAAAGCACGAAUAUAGUAUGAUUGAUCAAAAAGAAUUUGAGAAUAUUGACAAAUAUGUCAAACUGAAAGAGGUGAAGGAUAAUUCAAUGUCAGAUGAGCAUAAAGCCCAGAGUCACUUGAAGAAUAAUUCAGGUGCACCGGGUGACCUAGCUGAGGCUGCCAAACUUGUUCCAGGCGGUGAACAAUUGAUUCCAAACGGUAAUACUGCAAAUAAUGAUGUGGACGACGAGGAUGAUGACGAUGAUGACAAUUACCAAGUUGGAGACAGUGAUGACAACCACAGUGAUGUAAGUGCUGCAGCUGAUUAUGAGGAUGAAGAGGUGGAAAGAGAAGAGGAGGAUGGUACGUAUAAUGAAUACGUCAAUGAAAACGCACCAAGUAGUACAUUUACCCCUGGAACACUAGGCAGCCUUGAACAAUUUGGGGGUUUUGACGAGAAUUUGCAACAAGAACUCCAGGACUUACAAAAGGACUUGGAUCUUGAUAUAAACGAACUACAAAAGGCUGGGUAUAUUUAG